This is a messenger RNA of Schistocerca americana (American grasshopper), 1595 nucleotides long. Its product is annotated as calcium release-activated calcium channel protein 1-like. The transcript has 4 exons. The coding region runs from base 39 to 689 and encodes 216 amino acids. Gene Ontology annotation, molecular function: store-operated calcium channel activity. Lineage: Eukaryota; Metazoa; Arthropoda; Insecta; Orthoptera; Acrididae. Gene Ontology annotation, biological process: store-operated calcium entry. The record is from RefSeq and is a predicted model, not a curated record. Gene Ontology annotation, cellular component: membrane.
GCCGGUGGUCGGUGGAUGGCGCUGUCUGCGGCGACGACAUGGAAGACGGCGUCCGCAGGAGAAAGCCGGGGGCGGAUGAGGUACUGGGGCGGCUCGUGCUGCUGCAGUCGCUGGAGAGCGAACGUGGCCGGCUGGAGCUACGUCAGCUGCACCGCACCAGGUCGCGCCUGCGCGCCUCCUCCUCGGCGUCCAUCAUCCUGUGCGCCUUCGCCAUGCAGUCAAUGGUGGAGCUGCAGGUGAAUGUGCCGACGCGCUGCCCGGCCUGGCUGUUCACCAUGUUCGCGGUGUGCACCGUGGCACUGGUGGCGGUGCAUACGGCUACUCUCGUCAUCUCCACCUUCCUGAUGCCUGACCUGCACGUGCCCCACCACCACAUCACCCACCCACUUGUGGUGCGCCUUCUGACGCCCGCGCUGCGUCGGCUCAUAGAGAUUGCCUGGGGCUGCUCCUCCGUCGCUGGACUCUUCCUCUUCAUGGUGGAGAUUGUUUUGCUGAACUGGGUGAAAUUCUGGGACUACACACUAAUAGCAUGCUGGGCUGGUACAAUUGCUAUGACGCCAUUCAUGAUAGCCUUUGUUGGUUUUUGUAUCUACUUCCAUCGGACGUUUCUGGAACAUGGUUAUCAGUUUCAUCAAGAACAGAUUGUCGCCAUCCAUAAGCAGUAUGAAAAAAUGUUGUGUGAAGUAUGAAAGGACAAAAAAGAAAGUGUUAAAUUAUUUAUUGCUGUUAUUAGUCUAACAGGACUGUUGUACUAAUAAUAGUGAAAUCUGUAAAUACUGAUCAAUAGCAUUAAGUACUCUCUACAUAAAUAUGUGUAGUAACCACAUUCCACGAGCAGAAAAACUAGUGAUGGCCUCAGAAGAACAUGAACAGGGAUCAGGAUAUAUCUUGCAGGUCUGAAAACACAGAGUUACUUGCAAUGUAGAUAUAGACUGUUUUCACACAAAUAUUUAUUGUAAUCUUUGUUUCCAUCAGAUGCUAAUAAGUUUGUAUCAACUCUAGUUUAGUGUAAGAGUAAAAAGAAAUUGGCUGCUCUCGUAUAAAUCAUUCCGUAAGUACACUUCAGGACUAUGAUAAGGCACAACAAUAAAUUACAUGGAAAAAUGUUUUAUGGUAUGACUGCAAUUACAACAAGUGGAAGGAUUUACAUGCUGAGAAAAUUAGGUAAAGAGCUAGCAUUAGUGUAAUAUCUCAAUAAGGAACUUGAAAUAUUUAGCACUGGAGAGAAGCUUGUAGCAGAAGUAUGGCUUAGGUUUAAAAGAUUAGUUGAUCAUGCACUAAAUAGAAUAGAAUAAUUCUUGAUGGUGGUGGGACUCUCUGUGGUAUACAGUUACUGUAAAGGUACUUCUAAACAAACAGAGGCUACUGUAUAAUAUGUAUAAAACAAAGCGAAGAACUAUAGACAGGAAGAUGCUGAAUGAAAUGUGUUUGGCAGUCAAGAGGGCAAUGCAUGAAGUCUUCAAUGAGUACUGCAGCAGAAUAUUAUUGAGAGGUCUCUCACAAAAACCAAAGAAAUUCUGUCCAUAUGUAAAGGCCAUUGCAGUUCCUAAGUUGGUGGCCUGACAUUCAUGAUUGAGACAAGGACUGAAAUACAG